This is a messenger RNA of Daphnia carinata, 4336 nucleotides long. RefSeq names its product mucin-5AC-like (gene Cda5). Gene Ontology annotation, cellular component: extracellular region. Gene Ontology annotation, molecular function: chitin binding; hydrolase activity, acting on carbon-nitrogen (but not peptide) bonds. Lineage: Eukaryota; Metazoa; Arthropoda; Branchiopoda; Diplostraca; Daphniidae. The record is from RefSeq and is a predicted model, not a curated record. Gene Ontology annotation, biological process: carbohydrate metabolic process. The transcript has 21 exons. Bases 258 to 3683 code for a protein of 1141 amino acids.
CUCACGCGCGCCAGCGGGAACAACAGCGCUCCGCUAUACGCACAGCACCCACCAAACACAUCGUUCCGACUCCUUUUUAGAAUUUUGUUUGUUUUUUUUUUCCCCGGUUCGGGUUUGGGAAAAAACAGCCCGAAUUCCAAGUGAAGUUCAACACCGCCUGAUAGCUCGAUUCAAACAAGAGCAAUCAAAUUCCUCCCCACCUUUUUUUUUUAAAUUUACCUAUUUUUGGGAUUUGUCCUCUUUGGUUUUGAUACAUCAUGGCGAUCGGUAAAGCCAUCAUCUGCUGCUACUUAGUAUUCGCGUCCAUUCUUGUCGGCUGGACUGCUGGGCAGAAAAAGACGAAAGUUGGAACGAGCAUAGCCGGUAGCGAGAUUGAAAUGGCACCUGAUUUUGAAUGUCCCGAAGAAUUCGGUUACUACCCAGCGCCCAAUGAUUGCACUCGCUACUACGUUUGUGUAUUCGGUGGCGCCCUAUUAGAAAGCUGCACCGGCGGUUUGGUCUACAGUCACGAGUUGCAGACCUGCGACUGGCCACGUAACGUUGGAUGCUUAACCGGAGCUGAAGCGAUGGCCAUCAAUGCGCCCAAGACACCUAGCCGAACUUCGAAUACCGAAUCGAAAUCCAACUCUCCAUUGACGCAAUUCUUAAGUUCUGACAGAAAUAAACCAACAACCAGCCGGUCAUCCACCGCAAACGCCCGAUCCAAGACACCGCUGACAUUUGAGCUGUUGGGUGAUGUGGCCACCAGCAUUGAUAACCGACAAGGACGUGAUUUCCAGGGAACAACUCCUCUGCGGUCCCAAGGACCAAACACUCCGAUUGGUGGCACUUCGAAGAACACGCUGUCUAGUGAAAGCCCCAAACCAAGCAGUUUCAACUCUCGUUCUCAAGCUCCCCGCUCUGAAGAUCUUCCAGAGGAUUUCAUUCCAGCCACUACUUUCAACCCUCGCUUCCCCCACAGUCGCUCGAUGGCCUUCCGGAGAGAACAACAUCCUGACGAACGAAUGAUUAGCCAUCGUCAUGACGAAGUCGAUUACGACUACACCUACUAUGAUGACGAAGACGACACAAAGACUUCUUCUACUGGUUUCACAGUUUUUAAUCACAACAACGAUCGUGAUGGGAACGUGAACGCGAGGAUGAGGGGCAAACACGCUGACAGCGAUGACGAACUCUUCUGGAACCCCAAUCACGAUAGUCAGCAGCCGAAGCAACAACGUUUCCGUGAAGAAAGUAUCCCAUCGAUGCAUUUUACUCCAAUCAACUCGAAUUCGCAGCGGGCGGUGUUUGAACACCUCAAUCACGGCCCUGUGCCAGUACGCGGUGCUCAAUUGCACAGCGAUAGCCACGAUCUAUCACCUGCUGUUGAAUCGAGGCAUUUCAUCCAUCAGAGUCCCACAAAUUCUCGCCAAUUCCAGACUGGUCAACGUCCUUCCGACAGCCAAUUCAAUGGCCAGUCAUCGAACGUCGGUCAGUUCCAACAGCAGGUGCGCGUUCCCGAAGUUCAGGGCGAUUUUUCCACAGGAUUACACCAACAAUCAUCGCCACAUAGCGUUGUUCCAUUAUUGUUCCGGAAACAACAGACACAGCCACCACAACAAAAACAACACCAACCAUUCACACAACCCCAAGUUCCGUUCACUGCAUUUGCAAAACAACAACCAAACACUCGCUUACCUAAUACCAACCGUCCAUUGCUAACCGCCCCACCAAUCAAUCCUAUCAUUACUGACGAUUACGAUGCUCCUAAUGACGAACAACAAUCACCUACGCUAGACUGGAAUGAACAACAACAACAACCACAACGACAAGCCCAGCAAACGUUACGGCAACCACCGUUAAGAACACCUGCCGAUUCGCGAGUACCAACUGGAGCUAGCUUGUCCGGUAACGAUCAAUUUCAUCGAGAGACCGCUGGAAUUCGUCAGCCAACGACCGAAUCAAGCAGCAAUGGCGAUUUUACCGAUCAAUGGGAAGCCCCAGUUCCUCAAAGACAACAGCCAGUUCAAAGACCGAGCACUCCUUCUCGUCAGUCUUCCCAGACGGAAAGGAUAGUUCCCACUACGACCACGGAACGCCCAACACGAGCGCCAGUCCACACUACUCGUCAGUUCACCGAACCGGACGUUGACUAUCACGGUUUCCCCGUUGAUGAAUUUGCCACUUCGGAGCCUUCUGUCGAUCAGUUUGCUGAUUAUGAUAUCUUUGAAGAUCCAGCAACCACUGGCGGCCGUCCUCAAGAAGAAGAAUUCUUCGAGCCCCCUGUUACGAGAGCCGUCCCCACUACAACGACAACUACUACAACAACUACAACGACGACAACAACACCGAAACCUGUCCAACGAGGAUCAAACAGAGGCAAGCCUUCAGCUGAUAGAGGAGCUUCUCGUUUCCGCCCAUCUGACUCGAACCGUGAAGAAGAAUCCGCACCUGCAUCAGCAACAGUUCCCAAACGUCGUCCUACAUUGAAACCCGUUUCCGAUUUGGUCCGUACCCCGGUUGCUGAACCCAUCGAUAUCAUGCAACAUCCUCCCCGCCGAUUGGAGCCCAUCUUCCCACAACCCACUCCGGAUGAACCUGCUGCAAAGUGUAACGCUGACGUCUGCCGUCUUCCCGACUGCAACUGCGGAGGAAAAGACAUUCCAGGCGGUUUGCGACCAAUCGACACGCCACAGUUGGUGUUGCUGACUUUCGACGACGCCGUUAACGACCUGAAUAAAGAGCUCUAUAGCGACUUGUUUGAAACGGGCCGACUCAACCCCAACGGUUGUCCUAUCGCCGCUACGUUUUACGUUUCACACGAAUGGACCGACUACGGCCAGGUCCAAAACCUGUAUGCGGAUGGACACGAGAUUGCCUCGCACACCAUCUCGCAUAGUUUUGGAGAACAGAUGUCUGCCAAGAAAUGGGCCAAAGAAGCUGCCGGACAGCGUGAUAUUAUGGCCGCUUAUGGUGGUGUUCGUGCAGAAGAUAUUCGUGGUCUGAGAGCUCCGUUCUUGUCGGUCGGAGGUAACCGGAUGUUCAAAAUGCUUUACGACAUGAACUUCACGUACGACUCGUCCAUGCCUGUCUAUGAGAACAAGCCACCUUCCUGGCCGUACACUUUGGAUUAUAAAAUCUUCCACGACUGCAUGAUUCCACCAUGUCCCACCAAAUCUUACCCAGGUGUCUGGGAAGUUCCUAUGGUUAUGUGGCAGGAUUUGAACGGAGGACGUUGCUCCAUGGGUGACGGUUGCAGUAAUCCACCCGAUGCCGAAGGUGUGUACAAAAUGUUGAUCAAGAACUUUGAACGCCACUACACAACCAACAGGGCACCAUUUCCUUUGUACUAUCACGCCGCAUGGUUCACCACAGCUCAUCAUAAAGAAGGAUUUGAAGCUUUCCUCGACACUAUCGUCUCCAUGGAUGAUGUUUGGUUGGUAACGAACUGGCAAGCCAUUCAGUGGGUACGAGAUCCCACUCCAUUGGAUCGCAUCAAAUCCUUCAAACCAUUCAAUUGCGACUAUCCGGAGAGGCCCAAACGGUGUAACGCCUCGAAGGUUUGCAACGCCUGGCACAAGUCUGGUGUCCGCUACAUGCGUACCUGCCAGCCCUGUCCUGAAGUCUUCCCGUGGACUGGCAAAACGGGAGUGAGGAAUCCUUUCCUCGACCACUAUGGCGAUAACGAAGUUGCAACAGCAUGAACUAAUACCCCAUCGCGAAACAAAAGACAUCAGUAAAUAAACCGACCCUUUUUCUGAGGGAUACGUCGGUUUUCUAUAUAUAUCAUCGGUUUUUUUAUUUCUUUUAUUUUUGUGAAAUCUUUGUCAAUUUUUAAACUAGGGACUUGUUAAAAAGAUAACAAAUAACAAGAAAACUUUGGGUGCCACAUAACGAGAUCGAUAGAGGGCUCACAGAGAUUUGAAAGCCUAAAAUUUUUGUUUAAUUUUUUUAAAUUUCUUGUUCUGGGACUUUAUAUCCAAUGUCAAGGAGAAUCGGACUUAGGCGGGCUCGAUCACUGCGUUCCAUCUUCGUCUUUUAUUUAGAGAUCACCCGUCUCUCUUUUGUGAUUCGAUUGUUGCCCCCUGUACUCUGUCUUUCUCUCUCUCUCACUCUCUCCCUCUCUCUCUACUCGUUGUACAUUGUGUGUGUUUAACUUUUCUUUAUUUGUCGACUCUUACAAUUCUUCUUCGAGAUUUGCUAUUGAAAAAAAAGGUGCCUCAUGGUGUUCUCAACUUCAAAUUGCAAACCUGCUAAAAUGGCAUUACGACGUGAAACGGUUGUCGGCUAUAAUUGUGUGACUAGCAAAAUAGUUGAGACUACCGAAUGCUCCUAAAAUACACAAUUUAUAAGAAAA